Molecule: messenger RNA, 1035 nt
Organism: Daucus carota subsp. sativus
Lineage: Eukaryota; Viridiplantae; Streptophyta; Magnoliopsida; Apiales; Apiaceae
Product: probable serine/threonine-protein kinase PIX13
Exons: 5
Coding region: 1-1035 (344 amino acids)
Biological process (GO): protein phosphorylation
Molecular function (GO): ATP binding; protein kinase activity
Source: RefSeq, a predicted model, not a curated record
AUGGGCAACUCUAGUAGCUCCCGGGAUCACAUUCUCUUAGAUGAACAUGCUGCUGAUGUUGCAGAACCCACCGCAACAAAUGUGACUCCGCAUUUGAAGAUCUAUACUUAUGCCCAGCUCAAGAGGGCCACUGGAAAUUUUAAUCCUCGUAACAUGCUUAGGGAGAACUGUUUGGGAAGGGUGUACAAAGGUUGGGUAGACGAGGGAACGUUAGCUCCCUCGUCUAAGAAUGGCGUUGGAAUUCCUGUGGCCGUCAGGAAAUCCAACCCAGGCCAACGCCUCCUGCAAUGGCAGGUAGAAGCAGAAUUCUUGGGAAGAUUUAGUCAUCCGCAUAUCGUGAAGCUUUUAGGAUAUUACAGGGAUGACAAACAGUUUCUGCUUGUUUACGAGUACAUGCACAAAGGAAGCUUAGAAAAUCACCUGUUCAGAAAUGGUGGUGCAGGACAUCUUUCAUGGAAAACGCGCCUUAAAAUAGCCAUUGGAGCAGCUCAGGGCCUCGUUUUUCUUUACACUAAUAAACAAGUCAUGUACCGAUCUUUCCAAACCGCCAUGAUACUACUAGAUAAGGACUUCAAUGCGAAGUUAUCAGAUUUUGGAAGGGUGAAAUUCCAAGGCCAUUCCCGCUUUUCAACUGAUGUUGGAAUUGAUGGUGAUCAGAUUAUCGCUGAUCAUCCUGAUUUAUUCUAUGCACCUCCAGAGUACGUUGCUACCGGUCAUUAUUCUCACGACGUUUAUAGUUUUGGACUUGUACUGCUGGAAAUGAUAACUGGACAGCGAGUUUUCGAUAGGACUCGUCCUUCUCAGCAGUUUAAUUUAGCUAACUGGGCAAAACCCUAUCUGCACAAAAAAGACACAUUAAAGAUAAUUAUGGAUCCUAAUUUACAAGGCCAAUAUCCGAUCAACGCUGCAUUUGAAACAUCACAACUUAUACUCAAGUGCCUCGAAUACUCCAAGACAGAUCGACCAUCCAUAAAUGAUGUAUUGCAGGCUUUAGAACGUAUUAUCGCCAUCAAUAUGGCUUCUCAAGAACAAUGA